GUUUAGAACGUUUUCCUCAGUAUUUUUUUGAUAUUUAGAGUGUUAAGGAUAUAAUCAAAGAAAAGGAUAUUUAAAAUGUCUUUAAUCUAAAAAUUUGAAAAAUAAAAAAUGAAAGCUUUAAGGAACAUUAUAUUACUGCUAUCUGCAGUGGUAAAUAUUCAGUUUAUAAAUGGAAAAGAAUUUGUUACAAGUGAUGCAGUUAUUUUAGAAGCUUUAAACGAGACUUCGUCUUAUCUGUAUAAAAGAGAAAUAUAUUUUGGAAAUCCACAAUCGUUUUCAACAAUCAAAGCAACUUGGGGGAAAAAUGGUUUGGGCCAAGCUUGUCUAACAUCUUUAGGGGUUUUAGGAUCGUGUCAAAAUUUUAAAACUUGUUAUCCAUUUUUUAAACUUGACGAACCAUUUACAAAAUUCCCACAAUUCAGUGAUAUUGAUUCGUGGAUAUUGGGAAAUUACGAUACAUGCAGGCAUUACUUAGAUGAUGGUCGUCAGGCAUUAGGAGUUUGCUGUACAAAUCCAAUUGUUCAAUCAGUGCACACUGAUAUUAUAACAAAUAAGCCGCAAAUUGAAGGUCAAAAAUUUGAUUCUGGAAAUGUUUUUGGAAGCUGGCCUCCACCUAUACCGACUCACCCUCCAGACCACACAGCAGCUACACAUCCGCCAGUAGGCACAACAUGGGCUACAAAACCCCCAUCACAUCAAAUUACUCCCUCGACGACAAAAAGACCUUCCUUUAUAAUUACAACCCCCGAAAAUGUAUUCAAUAAAGAUGACAUUCCUUUUGGAAGUGAUGCAAGUUGCGGUUUGAAAAAUGGAAACAUGGAUCAAAACAGAAUCGUUGGAGGACAAAACGCUGACCCACUGGAAUGGCCAUGGAUUGCUGUAAUGUUUAGUGGUGAUCGACAAUUUUGCGGUGGUUCACUAAUUGAUGACAGGCACAUUUUAUCAGCUGCUCAUUGUGUUGCUCAUUUCAGUUCAUGGGAUGUUACAAGACUAACAGUCCGUUUGGGAGAUUACAAUAUAAGAAUUCCUACAGAAGUAAAACAUAUUGAACGAAAAGUGAAAAGAAUUGUUCGACAUAAAGGAUUUGAUUCAAGAACAUUGUAUAAUGACAUUGCAAUUAUAACACUUGAUAAAAAGGUUCCCUUUUCAAGAGGCAUUCGGCCAAUUUGUUUACCAUCAGCUGAUUCUGUCAGCUAUCAUGGUAAAAUAGGAACUGUUGUAGGUUGGGGUUCUCUAAGAGAAAAUGGUGCUCAACCAAGUAUUCUUCAAGAAGUGACUUUACCAAUUUGGAAAAACGAAGAAUGCAAACUUAAAUACGGACCUGCAGCACCCGGAGGAAUUAUAAAUACAAUGAUAUGUGCUGGACAAGCCGCAAAAGAUUCUGGUCCACUUGUUAUUAAUAAUGGAAAAUGGACACAAAUCGGUAUUGUGAGCUGGGGAAUCGGAUGUGGAAAAGGACAAUAUCCAGGCGUUUACACUCGAGUAACAUCAUUCCUGCCAUGGAUAGAAAAGAAUACAAAAGAAUCAUAAUUUAUCGUUUAUCAUAUAUGAUAUUUAAGAGCUUGUUAAAAUUUUACUUGCAAUAAAUUCAUCCUAUGUUUUCAUUU
Chironomus riparius is the source of this 1607-nucleotide messenger RNA. Lineage: Eukaryota; Metazoa; Arthropoda; Insecta; Diptera; Chironomidae. The record is from the annotation of a GenBank genome assembly.